CUCUAGGUGGGGUAACGACAAGCCGAGGCUUUUAUAUGGCAAUGUUAUGAGGGUCCCAUUGUUGGAACACUUUCAAUAUGCUAGCAUUUUUCUUGAAUUUGAGGAGCAAGUCAUUUCUUCGCUCGUCUUCGGGCACUUCGUACCCCUACCCUCGCACCCAUACAACUCUCAUGGUAGUCCCGUCAACUCGCCCCAUAGGACCGGAAGAGCCUCGAGCGCCCAAAAAGCAGUCAAGUGGAAGGCGGCCACCGCUAAAUCGCUCUAUUCCGCCAAUCCCUGAAUCGAAAUCGAACGAAAGCAUUAUGAGCCACUCAUCGCGAAGAUCUAUAGAUAAGGCAGAUGAAUCGCAGCCAUCGGACUGCGUCGUAAUCGAAAACCGGAACGUAGUACAGCAAUUGCAACGAAAUCCACCAAAAUCUAGCACUGGCAUCCCGCGACCAUCAACAACGAAGCGAUUAUCCGAUAGCAAAAGCGGUCACAAGUCCGGCAAGGGCUCGGAAACCCCGAGAAGCCCUCUGAUGACUGUGGCACGAACUGUCAAGAACAAAUUCACGAAGCUGACUAGAAUGGGUCGACAUGAACAGCACGAUGUCUCAAUGAAAGGCAGCCAAAGUUUUUCCGGCAUACGUCAGCCAAAAGCAUCAAUUCCCAAGAGAGUCGACCAAAAUGCAAAUCGUGUCAUAAAGUCGUCGUCGAUGGAAGUGCCGUCAACCAGCCAAGAUACGACAGCAUCCACAUCAAGACACAUGGUUGUCAUACCACAGAAUCCUACCAGGCUAGAGGACUUUUCUGAAGAAGCCUCAUUAGCUGAGCAAGUGGAGCUCAAAGAGAAUGAAGAUCCCGUAAAGAGAGAGGAGAUUACGGUAGCUCGGGUUUCUGAGGUACGACGUACCGUACAACCUCAGCAAGCGGUCUCGAUGACGUUGAGUGCUGAUGUACUGGUCGUGACGAAGGAGUUCGAUGCUUCUGACAGCACAGUGACGCAAAGGUCCGAAACGAAACAUGUCGAAUUGGAGGAAAAGGCAAUGAAUGAAACAGACCCGGCUUACGAUUCCCAACAAACUACAGCUGCAACCGAUUCCGAACGACAACCCCUGGAUAGCUCUCAAUCCCCGCUAUUGGAGCAAUCACCCGAAGAACUUCCCCAGAGCCGUCUGGUCCUUAAAACUCCACAACUCCCACGGAAGCAGCACACCUUUGAGUUGGGACAGAAGAUCCCGGACACUUCUAGCGAGCUCAAAGCAGCUGAAAAGGUUGUGCCAAAAACAGUGGUUGAGGAACAGGCUCCCCAGGUUCCCAUGGAGGAAGGCAGUCCCCCAGCCAGAUAUGUAAUGACUGUGAAAACUCCCGAAGCCAUGCGAAAGCACUUGGCCUUUGUGGUCGAUGAGAGCGAAUCUCAGGCUACUGCUACUCCCGUUCCCAGCUCCCCUAAGAAAAGAAAAAAGAUUAUCAAGCAACGUUCCAUGCCAGAAACAGUAAGGGCUAGUGUCUCACCGGAAAGGUACAUUAUGACCGUGAAGACGCCAGAACCGCUCAGACGUCACCAUACUUUUACCAUCAAGGAGCGUUCGAAAAGCCCAGAUGUGCCCUACAUCGAAGAGGGUGAAAUCACCGAACCCAUUGCUACCGUAGGUCCCUCGGCAGAAAAGCGCAGACGAACACGAUCUGAAGAUGCGAAGAGAACGAAGAAGACGGAGGAGAUGAGCAAAAUAGAAAAGUUCACCAUGAGCGUGAGGACUCCCUUCAUGAUGAGGAAAUUUAAGACGUUCAUGGUUGAGGAGAAGCCAAAAGCUGAGGAGAUCCCGACGUCAAAGAGCGAUGAGCCGUUGUUACAUGCAAAAGUGAGCUUUGCUGAUGAUGUUCAGGAGCAUACCGCUGCCAAAGCGGAGGUUGCACCUGCGCCAGAGCCUAUGCCAACACCUCAUCUAAGAAGGAAGCAUAAAGUGAGCAGGGAGGAACCGAACGAGGUCAAGGAUGAACUGGAGACUCAUAACGAGAUGUUUGUUCUGUCCACGUCCACCCCGCUUACUAUGAGAAAGUUCCAGACCUUUAUGAUUGAGGAUAAGAAGCAAGUGGUCGAACAGCCAGUGAAGUCGCUUACAGAGGGCAAUCUGGAGGCUAUAGCAAGCCUAGAACGAGAGCCUGAACUUAGUGAGAAGACCCCAUUGAAGACGUCGGACAUGUAUUCGUUGACUACGAUGACUCCCCUACCGCUUAGGAAAAAAUUACCCGAUGAGUCCCACCUAGAAAGAAUUGCGCGGGACAAGUCGAGGAGUACGUCGAAGUCGCCAGAGAAGAUGAGCCUGUUUAUCAUGGGUAGAAGUUAUAACUAUGUAGCCGAGAAGGAGCACAAGGAGCCGGAGAAGGAAAAGGAGAAGGAGGUGGUGAAAUGUGCUGUGGUCACCCCGCAACGGGUGGAUGUGGAGUAUGAGACUCCAAGGAGAGAAUGCAGCCAGUCGGACAAUGCUGAACCUAUAGAGCGGAAGAAUAGCUGUUCAUCGGGUGUGACAACUCCUGAAGAGGAAAUUCCGAUGGACACCCAUCUGACCCCUACUGAAGAGGUCAAAGACGAAGUGCUUAUCACCAGGCCGAUAAGACGGCCUCCAGAGGUCACGUCACCGAUUGCCGAAGAGCCUGAAGUGUCGGGAUCGUUUGAGCCCCAUCAGUCCCAGGUUACGGUGGAAAAGACCUUCAAGGAAACGUUCCGAUCCAGCAAAAAAGAAAUGAAACAGCCAGUAUUUCGGCCGCCUAGUCCUCCCAAGGAAAUGUAUAAACCCAUCACCUUGUCAAAAUCUACAUCGCCUCUAAAAACAAAGGAAAGCAUAGAGAAGACAGAGAUGAGCACUUCACAUAGCGAAGGCCGAACGAAGCCACUUCUAAGCAUUCGCUCGAAGUCUGAAGACCGUCGAGAAAAGAAAGCCGAAGAAAAAGAACGUGAACGAGCGGCGAAGAAAGGAAAACGCGACGAUCGCGACAAGGAGCGUUUGCCAAAAAGCCCGAAAAUGCCCAUAACGGCCAGGUCGUUGCGAUCAGCUGGCAAGAUGUUGGCACCGUCAUUUUUCCGGAAAGGAGAGUCGAAGAUUCCUAAGAGUUCGAAGACUGCGACAUCCCCACAGACAGUGACGGCUACAAAAACGCGAAUGUCGCUGCCAUUUAGGAAUGGUCGACGUGCUCCUCUGGCGGAGUUCGAAUCGCUAGUAGUAGAAGACUCGCCAGCAGUUGAGAAUCAUCCGUUGACAUUCGAGAAGUGGAGCAACAGCCCCAGAGGGAAACGACGGCACUCGGCGCAUGUAAAUGGAUUUUCGGAGCCAAUUGUCGAAGAGGGCGAUGGGAAUGGAAAUGUGAGCACAUUUGCCGCAUCCAAAGUGGAGUGUACCAUGUCUCCAGCUCUCCCUCGCCACGAAACCGAUCGUGGACUCAUUGAUGAUGAGAUUUUAGACCAGCCGAUGCUAGUCGGUGACACUUUUUCACAUUCGGAAUCCAUGGAUUGCUUGUCAGCGGUGAGAAGAAUGGAAUUCGAGGCCGAGAAGGCCACACUCAUCUCGAUCGAUCGUUCGCUCAUCGAGGAUAACGAUGCGGUACCGCAGACUCUCGGCAUAGCCAACCUGACGAUGGUCGACUGCUUGCUGUCCGCGUUCAUCCGCACUCUCAGGCCACGACGAACCUAUGACAAUGGCGGGAUGCAAUCAACAACGACGCGAGCCGCUGCCGUCUUUACUGCUCCGCCAAGUGCUUACAGAAAGACCUUGGAAGAUGGUCUCAAUGAAGUCGAAGACAUCCGAAGUCAACUGGAAAAGCUACAGUAUCUGGUCUCACAGGAGAUGCGGGGUCCAGGACCAGGUGUAGACGACAGGGAUGCGUUGCUACGCGAAAACGAAGCACUUCGGAAGCAGCUGCAUGAGAAGGACGAACUCAUCUUGUCUCUUCGACAGCAAAUCGCAGCUCAGCACAGCUAAAGCUAUGGCCAAAGGCCUCCAUGCACAAAUUUUGUCUUUCCUUAUUUUUGAUCUCAGUCGCUGCAUGUGAAAAUGACGAUCUCUGGGUACAUUGUGAUGUU
Cylicocyclus nassatus is the source of this 4057-nucleotide messenger RNA. NCBI's taxonomy places the organism in Eukaryota, Metazoa, Nematoda, Chromadorea, Rhabditida, Strongylidae. The record is from the annotation of a GenBank genome assembly.